GAUAUGAUUUCAAUAAUCGAAAUAUCUCGAUUAUAUAUCUCGAUUAUGCCCAUCACUAGUUGAUAUCACUAAAUCCAAAAGUCAUAUUUUUCUGUAGUUAAUUUAGUUAAAUCUUUACUGAUAAAUGUUUUUAAAAUUGUACGUUUUGAAAAUAAAGAAUUUAAAGUUAUUCGUUUAUUUAAUGCUCUAAAUUUUUAAUUAAUGAUGUCUGAUAGAAAUACAAUUACAAGAAAACAAUUUAGACAUAGAUUUUUAAAAAAUGAACAAGACGUUUUUACACACAAUGCCUGGGAUAAUGUAGAAUGGAAUGAAGAACAAAAAAAUCAAGCUAUAACUCAAGUGUGUGAACAUUUACAAACGAAAAUGUCUGUAGAAGAUGCAAACGACUUGCAAAAUAAUGCUGACCAGAAUUGGGAAAAAUUUUAUUCAAUACAUCAAGAAAAGUUUUUCAAAAAUAGAUGUUGGCUUUUUACUGAAUUUCCUGAAAUAACUGCGCUAUAUGAAAGAGAAUCAAGUAAUCUACUAGAAGUGGGUUGUGGAGUUGGAAAUUCAGUUUUUCCUAUUUUGACUCAUUAUGAAAAAAAUAAUGUACAUGUAUAUUGUUGUGAUUUCUCCACCAAUGCUAUUAAUAUACUAAAGAAUAAUCCAGAAUAUGAUGCUAGCAAGUGUACAGCAUUUGUUUGUGAUAUAACCAGUGAAGAGUGGAAUACUCCUUUUGAAUUAGAAAGUCUUGAUAUUAUUUUAUUAGUUUUUGUUCUAUCAGCAGUACAGCCAAAUAAAUUAAAUCAAACCAUUAAUAAAUUUUACAAUUAUUUAAAGCCUGGAGGAAUGAUAUUGUUUCGUGACUAUGGUAGAUUUGAUAUGGCUCAAUUAAGAUUUAAAGAAGGAAGAUGUAUAUCUGACAAUUAUUAUAGUAGAGGGGAUGGAACAUUAGUGUACUUUUUCUCACAAGAUGACUUAAGGAAACUUUUUGUCAGUAAUGGUGGUUUCCAUGAAAUUCAAAAUAUUGUAGAUCGACGCUUACAAGUAAAUAGAGGUAAACAAUUGAAAAUGUAUCGUGUUUGGAUUCAAUGUAAAUUUCAAAAGCCUUUAACAUAAUAUUUACUAAAUAAUUAAGAUGUAUAUUGAAUAAAAUAAUAUACAUAUAUAGUAAUAAGUAUAUUUUUAUAUAUUAUAUGAUUUUUAUUUUUGUACAUUUCAAACAUAAUGUUUGUUGAUAAUUGCAUAUUGAUAUAAGUUGUUUAUAAUAUAUACAUUUUAUUUAUGAUAAAUAAUAAAAACUUAAUGAAAAAAAUAUUUUUUUUAUUAUUAAUAAUUUAUAUCAAUUUUUACUAGGUCCUAUGUAACUAAAUACUUAGAUAUAACUCUAAGGAAAUAUUAUUUUAAAAAAAACAGAGACUAAAUGAGUUUCUUUUACAAUAAGAUGUAUGUCCUAUUUUUUCAUAUAAAGUAAUAUGUCAUAAAGAAAUUUGCCAAGUAAAAACAUAAUUAAAAAAAAAAA
Daktulosphaira vitifoliae (grape phylloxera) is the source of this 1501-nucleotide messenger RNA. RefSeq names its product tRNA N(3)-methylcytidine methyltransferase METTL2A (gene Mettl2). Gene Ontology annotation, molecular function: tRNA (cytidine-N3)-methyltransferase activity. Bases 202 to 1098 code for a protein of 298 amino acids. The record is from RefSeq and is a predicted model, not a curated record. The transcript has 5 exons. Lineage: Eukaryota; Metazoa; Arthropoda; Insecta; Hemiptera; Phylloxeridae.